Messenger RNA from Dentiscutata erythropus, 462 nucleotides. The record is from the annotation of a GenBank genome assembly. Lineage: Eukaryota; Fungi; Glomeromycota; Glomeromycetes; Diversisporales; Gigasporaceae.
AUGUUGAUCCACCAUCCUGAACAUAUCAAAAACCUUGAUCAAUUUCAUCAACCUUCACAACAAUCAUCCUGUAACCUUUCAUCCUGUAACCUUUGUGUAAAAUUUUUACAGUAUAUUAUCGAACAACACAUCACUCAAAAUAACGACGAAAAAAAUCAUUUUCAUUGUCAAAAAUGUGAUAAAGAAUUUGGUGCAGCAUUUGAUCUGCAUCAACAUCAACGGGAUAAGCACAAACUAGCCGUAUGCAAAGCAUGUGGCAAAGAAGUUAAAGAUCUUAAGAAAGUUUUAUGUGAAGAACAUAAUACCAACAAAAAAAAGAAUGUCGAAAGCCCUGAAAGCAUUCCAAAAAAACUUGCCUACUUCUGUGAUAUUUGUAAUAGAGUUUUUUUGAAACUCGAAGAUAUCAGAAAGCAUGAUCAGUCAAAACACGGAAUUAGCAAAAAAUCCAAAAAAAGGCGUUAA